Molecule: messenger RNA, 4471 nt
Organism: Xyrauchen texanus (razorback sucker)
Lineage: Eukaryota; Metazoa; Chordata; Actinopteri; Cypriniformes; Catostomidae
Product: SLAM family member 6-like
Exons: 14
Coding region: 294-1934 (546 amino acids)
Source: RefSeq, a predicted model, not a curated record
AGCGCUUUCCCAAAAACUCGCCCCCGAGAAUACUGGCCUGGACGUUUUUAGCCAUGUCCAUGAUAUGUGUUCCUCUACUUUUUUUCAAAACAUGGAUUCAAUGACUUCGUUCCAGUUUCACGAGUGCAGAUAUCGUUUAUCAGUAGCUAAUGUCAGUCAGUGAUAUCUGUCGGUGUUGUUUGUUGCUCAAUCGGUGCUGUACCACAGGUGUGCCUCAGAAACACAUGGGAACAGUUUAUUAACUUUAUGAAUUCCUCUUCAUAAACAGACAUUUGAAUGAACUCUACGUCGAAAUGAAGAACCCGUUUCCCCUCUUUUUAUUAUUUUUUCAUCUGGAAGGUGUGUUUGAUGAUGUAACACAUGGAGAGAAGACAGUGUUAGCGAUGGAGGGAGAUUCUGUCACUCUACAUACUGAUGGUAUUGAAAUACAAAGAGGUGUGUUUGAUGAUGUAACACAUGGAGAGAAGACAGUGUUAGCGAUGGAGGGAGAUUCUGUCACUCUACAUACUGAUGGUAUUGAAAUACAAAGAGGUAAUCUGAUACUGUGGAUUUUUGAGGACACUCGUUUAGCUCAAAUGAUUUUGGAGACCAGUAAGCCCGUAUUGUACAAUGGUGAAGAUAAGAAAUUCAGAGGCAGUCUACACAUGGAUGAACAAACUGGAUCUCUCACCAUGACAAACGUCACAACCGAACACUCUGGAUUUUAUGAACUGGAGAUCCACGGCACUAAGGUGUUUUCCAAGAAAUUCAACGUUUCAGUCCAAGCUCGUCUGCCGGUUCCUGUGAUCACCAGAGACUCUUCUCAAUGUUCUUCAAGCUCUAAAUGUGUGUUGGUGUGUUCAGUGGUGAAUGUGACACAGGCGACUCUCUCCUGGUACAAAGGAAACAGUUUAUUGUCCUCCAUCAGUGUGUCUGAUCUCAACAGCAGUCUCUCUCUACCUCUGGAGGUGGAAUAUCAGGAGAACAACAUCUACAGCUGUGUGAUCAACAAUCCCAUCAGAAACCAGACUAAACAUCUCAACAUUACUGAAGUCUGUCAGAUGUGUUCAGCACCGGGUCUGUCCUCCGUUUAUAUAGUGCUGAUAUGCGUUUGUGUCCUGGUGCUGUUUGUCAUUGGAGUGGUUUACUGUUACCACAAGAAGUGUAAAAAAGAUAAAAAAGAUCAAGAAGGCCAACCUGCUGAAGAAUGUUUUCAGCUAACUAAUGGUUCAGUCCCUGGCAAUGAAGCUGAUGAGCGGGAUGAUGCUGGGGUGGAGACACCUAAUCAGGAGAUCGAUUCACAAAAGAUUACGAUUCCUGAGGAAGAUGAUGAUGAUGAUGAUGACAAUAUCUUUUCAAAUGAUGGUUCAGUCCCUGGCAAUGAAGCUGAUGAGCGGGAUGAUGCUGGGGUGGAGACACCUAAUCAGGAGAUCGAUUCACAAAAGAAUACGAUUCCUGGGGAAGAUGAUGAUGACAAUAUCUUUUCAAAUGAUGAUGUGGAUGUGUCUGAUGCUGAGAGAGAUAAAAUGAAGACCUUGUCAGUAAAGGAGGGAGAUUCUGUCACUCUGCAGACUGGGGUUACUGAAGGACAGGAAGGCCAGUUGAUUCGGUGGAAGUUUGCUGCUUCCAAAGGAUGUGAUGAAACUGGUUUAUUUUGUGUCAUAGCUAAAUGGAACAGAACGAAAAAUGAGGAAUUCUUAAAUAACAAAGGAAUAUUCAAAAACAGACUUUCGCUAAACAACCAGACUGGAUCUCUCACCAUCACAAACAUCCGAGUCCAAAACGCCGGGCAUUAUAAACUACAGAUCACCAGCAACAGAAAUACGUUUCGCACAAAGACAUUCAGUGUUUCUGUCAGUGCCUCUGCAGAACACAGAGAGGAAGAUCCAAAUGAGACUGUCUUGUCUUUGAUAACAGAAGAGGAUCCCAACGACACUGGUUUUGAAACAAUGUAAAGCCACAUUCCAUAUUAUUUUUACAUUUAUCAGCCUCUAAAAUCCCCCCUGUAUAAAUGAGUGCUAGCUGCAGAGGUGUAUUGUAACACGCUACAUUUACUUGAGUCAAUUUUUGACUCCAGCCAGGUCAUCUAAGCCUGCAAAUUGCCCCGGUUGCUAGGGAGGGUAGAGUCACAUGGGGUAACCUCCUCAUGGUGGUGAUUAGUGGUUGUCGCUCUCAAUGGGGCGUGUGGUGAGUUGUUUGUGUAUCGUGAAGAGUAGCAUGAGCCUCCACAUGAUGUGAGUCUCCACGGUGUCAUGCACAAUGAGUCACGUGAUAAGAUGCACGGAUUGACGUGGAGGAGACUUGUCCUCCGCCACCCGGAUUGAGACGAGUAACCGCGCCACCACGAGUACCUACUAAGUAGUGGAAAUUGGGCAUUCCAAAUUGGGAGAAAUGGGUAUAAAUGAGCUGAAGCGCUCAAAACAAACAUUAUCUUUCAUCACGCAAUGUCUUCAUUUUACACCACGUCGAGCAGAUAUUUCAAGAUUAAACUUGCAGCUUUAAACUUAAGAAAACUCGUUGCGAUGAUGAGUUUUGGCGAUUGUGAUAACGUGAGCUUGCCUGUGUUGUGGUGUUGGUCAUUUUCAGGGUGAUUUUGUAACUAUAGGCUCUUAUACAUUUUUAAGUAUAUAUUUUCAUAUCAGUACUGAAAUAAAUCGGUGUCUACUGUAUAAAUCCAUUAACUCUUCUACCGACCUCUGGCUAGCUGUGUAUGAAAUCAACCAGUGUGUUUGUUGAGCUUCGAAACACAAUUAAAGUGCUUCUUUUGAUUUGGUAAUAGGAAAACAUACUUAUGGAAGCUUUGCAGACCGCUCUGUUCAAUGAUUAAGCCUUGAUCUUUUCUUUUUUAACUCUGUUAGUAUUAGAUUUCAUACCUAUUACUCCAUGCAUGUAUCAUGAUGGUUGUUUGUUGACUACAAAAUUUACAAACUUAUUUUAAAGUGAAAUUGGAAACAGUAGGUUGAUUUUCUUUAGCUGAAAUCUGAAGUCUGUACUUACCGAAAUGUGAAACACUGCCCCCAGUGGCCAAAGCGGUAACUGUUGUUGGGUUCAUGGGCAGGUGUGAGUAGAGGCCUGCACGGGCCUUAAAAUGAAAUGUUUCAUGGGAGGGGGAGCUCCAUUUUCUAGUGAACUGACCAAGGAGGGGUGCCAAAAGCCAAACCCUAGCCACAGGGGGAGGUAAACAGUUGAGCUGAUGCAAAAAUGUCUGAAAGGAGAUGCCGCUUGUCAUGAGUUGGCAUCAUGUGACCAAUCCUAGGGUACCGCCACUCUUGGAAACAACAUGUCGACUUUCUGUGUGGCCAUGUUGAAACUUUAAAGGUCUUAAGAAAAUUUCACAUUGAAUCAUUUCAGAUAUGAAGGGACCAAGACCCCAAUGAGAUGAGGUAUAGUUAGGUGACCUCCCAGAUAGCACACGUACGUCUCCAAGGAGUCUGAUUGAGAGCGUUUCAUCUGGAAAGCAUUGCAUUCAAAUUGUCAUCUGCUAAACAUCUUAAAAGGAACAUCUGCUGAAUGUUUUAUUGACAUCCAAGAGGAAACAUGUUAUAGACAUAUUGCAGAUGAGUAAACAACCUAAAAAUUAAGUCUUCUAGAUGUAAACACAAACGUUAAAUAGACGUCUAGGUGAUGUAUGUGUGCUAUCAGGGCUGAGUGUGCAAUACAAUGUGAAAAAAUAUUUUUCUUUUUGUUUUUUUACACUACACCAGCACUUAUUUGGACCACAAUGGACUUGUUUAGAAAAGAGCUUUUUUUUACUCUUGCAUAAUGGUGCAGCACACUAAUCUCAGUAUGGGAAGCAUUAAAAGCAUUACGUGUUAAAAUACUGCAUUACUGCCUGUUUGGCAGCUUUACCAGUUUUGUCUUGUUUCUUGGGGAAUAUAAAAAAAAAACACUUGAACUUUUGUGCAGCAUGUGAUCAUGUGAAUCAAAAUUGGCGAGGAUUAGACUUAUUCUGUGGGAAUCCAACAACAUUUCAACUCAGAGAAACCAUGAAUCCACAAAUGUGAUGGAAGACCGGACCUAAAUCCCAUAUAUCACAAACAUCUGAGGAAGUCUUGUUUACGUGCUGCUGACUGCCUCAAACAAAGCACUCAUCUUAUAUGUGUGUCAUGCUAUGAAUCUCAGAAAUGUGGGCAGUGCUCUUUGUUGUUGUCUGCUAAAUUGUAAAUAAAACUUUGUGUCUGAUAAAUACCUGUGCACUCUGACUCCUGGUCCAUAAGCGAGCCAUUUGAGCUAGAGACUUGGUGGACUGAGCUUGAGACUUAUCAUGGCCCAUUCAGCCCCCGGUUCACGGCCGGCCCACCAGGAAAAUUCCCAAACUUACCAAUGGCUAGUCUGCGCCUGAUGUAGGCUACACAUCUGUACUACUAUUCUAUAAUCUUAUUGUAUGAUCUUCUUUACAACCCUCUUGUAGACAAGCUGUGUUACAAGUCUCUUUAUAAACUAAAUACACUGUGAAUGAGAAUUGAAUAUGAGUUUUUAUCAAAUAAUAAAA